CCGAGGACCGGUUCUCUGGCGCGCCUCCGUUCGCUCGAUCCCGAAAAGAGGCUCAUAAAUCGGCCCGUUUUAUCGUCUCUCGAUCGGCCCCACCACGUGUCGGAGUGAACCACUCGGCUCUCUCGAUUGGAUCUCGCGUUCAACUCGCCCGUUCGGCCCGUCUUUUACAGAACGGGGGCUGGGAAUCGGCCAAGGGGGCGCCGAGGCUCCUCCACGACUGCGGAUACAAUUUCUAGGCACCCGUUUCCCGGUGAACGUUCAGGAAAAUGGCACUCGCGGGGAACGUGAUCCUGGUUACCUUGACGCUGAUCGCCGCCUCGAAGGGCCUCCCAGGUAAUUCGUGGCCGUCCUGCGCCGGCAAGACGAUACUGAGAGCUGACGGCUUAUCUUGCGAGGAGAAACAGGCCAUCUUGGACGAGCAUAAUCGUCUGAGACAGCUAGUGGCUCUGGGACAGAUUCAUGGACAGCCAGGCGCUGCGAAUAUGAGGGAAAUGGUAUGGGACGACGAAUUGGCCGCAAUCGCGCAGAGAUGGGCGGAUCAAUGCGCGGAGAUCCACGACAACUCGAGGAACGUUCGAAGGUUCGCCGUGGGGCAAAACAUCGCACGAACAUGGACAACGAGGCCUCCGGGAGUCUACGACGACGAACCAAAUUGGCGACAGCGAAUCUCGGAUUGGUUCAACGAGGUACAGCACUAUCGUACCGGAUAUAGCGACGACACUGGUCACUAUACUCAGCUCGUCUGGGGUGACACGUUCCUUCUAGGCUGCGGAUAUUCCUUCUACUAUGAUCCAGCUCGAGGCUAUACCAAGAAUUAUGUUUGCAACUACGGGCCAAGCGGCAACGUGCUCGGCUUUCAACCUUAUCAAUCAGGCCAGCCAGCCUGCGCCAGCUACGGAAUGUCUUAUUCGAAUCGAUACGCAGGACUUUGUUCUCGAGGCAGUUACUACCACUUAGGAGGACUCUGCACUUAUGGUUAACGGAAAUCUUGCGACGAAGAGAAGAUUCCAUGGAAAGAAAAGUCGAGAACGAAGAAGUACGCCUUCGCGACGUUUAUUAAAAAUUAAACGUCGAACUCGACAGAUCGCGGGAGUUUUUAACAUUUUCCUGUCGUUGUUUCAUCUAGUACGCCGUUUCUAGUCUAUGAAAUGUAGUCUGUAAAUUGUAGUGAUUAGAUUUUAAGUUUGUAAAAAAUCCAAACAAGAGAGCGCAUGGAAUAAAGUAACGAUUAAGAGGUAUUGGUGAAACAAGCUCGAGUCCUAGUUUGACUUUGUGAAAACAUGCAGCGAGCAGUUUUAGUUUUAUUUAGUAAGUAACUUACACAGUAAUUAAGAUUGACAUCUUACUAACUGAGACACUUACUUAUCGUUAGAAACUAAAGUUGUAACUUAAUACGCCGGUAACUCAAUACCUAAAUAUAUCAACUUACUGAAUAAUUCAUUUCUUUAGUAACUAAGGUUGAGAACCACUGAUUUAUACGAGUAGCAGUAACGCAUUAAACUGCACUAAUCCUCAUUCAUAUGGAUUCUGCUAAUCCAUACCGGACUAUCACCGCCUCGAAAUUAACAAAAAAUUACAGGCUAAAGUAAUAGUAUCGUAACGUAUACGGUUCAAAUAUCUGCGGAGUUUAACCUAAUCCGUGCUUGACCCAGUCCCAAAUAUAAUUGAAGCUUAUAAUUGAAGAGAAACGUCCGAUAUUAAAAUUGUUCUUUCUGAUAAUAAGUUGAGAAUGGGUGCUACAAUUUUAGGAGUCUCCACUGGUCUCGUGCUUUAUCUGCGUCCUAUCGAAUCAAAAAUCCACGGUGAAGCGCGAUUAAGGGUGAAAUCUGGUAUUCGGGUCGAACGUAACUUCUCCAACGUUGCGCCAGGUUAUUAUUCACGCGUACCAUGUAUUUUUCCAUGCAUUUUGCAUCACGUCCCUUACGUGACCGCAGGUGGAAACACGACGUAUGAAUAUUUACGCAAAAGAUAGAUAGGGCACACGCUCUUCACCCUUCCUAGAUUCAUUAUUCUUUUAUUAAGUGACUUCGAUUAAUUUAAUUCGAGAAAAGUACGUUUGCUAUCUUCAUUUUAUCGUUUAUAAAGUUUUAAGGCCGAAAUUGGAAAAUCAGGCCUUGGAGUCGCAUCCGCCAAAGCGUAACGAAUAUAUUGAAACCAGAAUUAUUAGAAAAUAUUGCUUCUUUGCUUCGAUAUCCUGGAAAAAAAAUCAUGCUAGCCUAAUCGCCCUGUCCUCGUCUCUCCUGCAAUUGUUGUAUUGCCCUCUCUGUCCCUGUCCCGGAGUUU
This is a messenger RNA of Hylaeus volcanicus, 2283 nucleotides long. RefSeq names its product venom allergen 5-like. Bases 267 to 980 code for a protein of 237 amino acids. The transcript is spliced from 7 exons. The record is from RefSeq and is a predicted model, not a curated record. Lineage: Eukaryota; Metazoa; Arthropoda; Insecta; Hymenoptera; Colletidae. Gene Ontology annotation, cellular component: extracellular region.